This is a messenger RNA of Penaeus vannamei (Pacific white shrimp), 1432 nucleotides long. NCBI's taxonomy places the organism in Eukaryota, Metazoa, Arthropoda, Malacostraca, Decapoda, Penaeidae. The record is from RefSeq and is a predicted model, not a curated record.
AAUUAUGCAUUUUUUUCAGGAGUGAUGUUGAAAAAUAUGAUUUUGAGAAUUUAGGAGCUGACAUCAUGGCUGAUUACAAAUUUGCUCUUGAAAUGACAUCAGAAAUUCUUGUACUUGAGUUAAUCCACCGUAUUGGCACUUGUGUGUUUGAGGCCCUUUGUUUACACCGUGGUUCAGGUGGGACAGGCGGAGCAACUCCAGGCAAGAAACUGAUAGGGCUCAAGGUCGUUCGAUGUGAGUGGGUUGUGCCCACGUUAGGUGAACAAGCUUUAGUUUUCCCUGCAUCAGAUUUAGGUUUAAGUCGUGCUGCCAUUCGUUCCGUGGUGAAGAAUUUCUCCUUGACCUUCCUCUUCCCAAUCUGCUUCACACUUUUCUCAUUCCAACACAAUCGCACAGUGUAUGAUAUCAUUGCAGGUUCUAUUGUUGUUGAGGAAAGGCCCAACCAAAGACGGAGAGUGAAUAACAAUGCUAACUAGAUUAAGGCAUUUAUAAAACUGUCCAUGUGGAAUUCUCAUCAGACUUCAUCAAAGAGCGAGAAAGACUAUUACAGUAUAAGAAAGACAUUAUAAAAGAGCAACUAGGUUCACAGUAGAAUACAAGGUAUGAAAACCAUUGCUAAUUUUGGAUAUUAUUUCAGGACAAGAAAGAAGAAAAGAUUGUUUCAAGAUGUAUAAAUAUUUCAGAAUGUGCUUAUUAUUUAUAGGUGCAUUAUUUUGUCAUAUAAAUGUUUCGGAAAGCAUUAAAGAGGAUUUUAGAUUUAAUUAUAUUCAGUUGCAUUAUUCAGAUCCUGAAUAAAUGAUAAGUGAAUACUUCAUAAAAUAGGUGCUGUGUUCUUAAAAGUUUGAGAGUUUGUAACAUAUAAUGGGAACUAAGGAAAGGUUUCAGUUACCACUGCAUUACAAAUAUAGAUUUUUUUGACAUGUAAAUGUGAUUUCAGGUACUAUAUAAUAUAUGAAAAAAGAAGGUAAUGAUGAUUUGAUUUGAGUUUUAGUUUUGAAUAUGUCUGUCGAAGUGCAUGUGCUAAAGGGAUGUCAUUUUAUUUUUUGAGAAUGUAUGUUUUACUUUGCAUUUGAUUAGCAGAGUAUUCCAAAAAUAUUUUUUGUGAAGAGAUCUGUUCUUUGCUUCAGUUAUUAAACAUUGAAAAUUCAUCAACAGUAAAAGGACAAGCACAGUUUAUAUUUACUCAAUUAUUUCUCAAGAGAAAUAGUAUUUUAAAAUUUAUCCCCCACCCCAAUUAUAAAUCAUUAUAAUAUAUGAAUGUAAAUCGAAGUGUAAUGGAUUCUGAAUUUUAUGUAACUGUGAUUAUUUUCAUGAUCAUAGAUUUCAUUGCUUCAUAUUCCUUAUCAAAAAUACUGAAUGAUAUUAACAUGAAAUAUUUUUGGAUAAUUGUAAAAAUAUGAGAUGUUCUACUGUUGUUAUGAUGUACAAGUAU